Molecule: messenger RNA, 267 nt
Organism: Plasmodium vivax (malaria parasite P. vivax)
Lineage: Eukaryota; Apicomplexa; Aconoidasida; Haemosporida; Plasmodiidae
Exons: 1
Coding region: 1-267 (88 amino acids)
Source: RefSeq, a predicted model, not a curated record
AUGGUCGCAAGAAAGGUCGCAAGAAAGGUUGCAAAAAUGGUCGUAAAAAUUGUCGUGAAAAUGGUCGUAAAAAUUGUCGUGAAAAUGGUCGUAAAAAUUGUCGUGAAAAUGGUCGUAAAAAUUGUCGUGAAAAUUGUCGUAAAAAUUGUCGUAAAAAUUACCGCAAAAAUUGUCGUAAAAAUUACCGCAAAAAUUACCGCAAAAAUUACCGCAAAUUAUACCAUACAAUUGCGUACGCAGAAUUUACCAUUCGCGCUGUAUGCGUAA